AUGUUGAAACAACUAUUUUGCGUGCUGGUAAUAAUCGGGCUGUUAAUCAAAAAGCAUCAAGCUACUGACUAUGAUCAAUAUGAUUAUGAUUGGCUGACAGCUAAACCUCGGCCAGAAGCGUCAACGCCGUCUUCUACAAAAUCUCCGGACGAUGAUGAUGUUAUCGUCGAUCAAUUAGACAACCGAAAAGCAGUAGGUGAAAUUUCUGGAGGAUUCUCAAAUGAAAAAAGUUUCUCUUGUCCUCACGCCAAACCUAUGUUACAUACGGGAGAAUCUGUCGCUCAGUUGUCUCCAGAAGACAUUCGAAUUGUUGGUGCAAUGGGAGACUCAUUAGCUUCAGGACGUGGUUUGUGGCCAUUCACCGAUGUUGAAUUUCGUGGUGCUGCAUUUCCAAUUGGCGGUGAUGCAAAUAUGGACGGGUUGGUCACACUGCCAAAUAUCUUGAGUCAGUUUGUGCCCAAUUUGGAAGGAAUAUCUCACGGAAUGGGCUCGAAAAGUGCUCUACCAGAUUACCAAUUUAAUGUAGCAGAGAUUGGAGCAGAAACAGAAGACUUACCUCAACAAGCUCUAGAACUAGUUCAUAGGAUACAACGUUAUGUCGGAAGAACUCUCAAAAACAAGUGGGCUUUAAUAACCAUUGUCACAGGCUCAGAAGAGUUUUGUGAAAAAUGCGAGCCACCAAGCCGCACAUCUAUCCGUCGAGCGCUAGGUGUUUUACGAAGAGGACUUCCAAAAGCACUCAUUGUAUUAUUAGGACCAGUACAUGUGGCAUCCACCUAUCGGCAAAACAUUAAUCUGAUGCGUCCUCGUUGUAAAUGUCUGGAGAAGAUGACUGGCAGCAAUUAUAGAAAUUUGUUUGACGUUUGGAAAACAUAUUUUGUAGAUUUGGAAAACGAAUUCAAUACGGAUAACGGAACAUUUGGUGUACUUUCUAUUCCGUCGUUGGCAAUUCAUUCUCGUAACCCGCAAUCACUUCUCGUUCCCGGAAAACCUCUUUUGAACCGAAAAGGACACUCAUAUGCUGCUAAAUGGCUUUGGAAUCGGCUGAUUGCUGGUCCAAACUACAAUAUUUCUCUGAUUGCCCUCUCCGAAGACACUUAUUAUUGCCCUUCGCUUGGUUGUCCGUAUAUCCGAACGGUCCAGAACUUCAAGUCAUGCACCAUACUUACAGAAGAAAAGUGGAGAAAGCAAAAUAUCAUAGCUAAAGAACACAAAACCGGAAAAGAAGCGAGACAGGAAGUGAUUCGAACUAAUUUGGCGGGAGUAAUUGCUGUUAUUCUUGGGUUGUCAAUGCUAAGUGUUUUUAUAUUCGGAACCUAUUUCUACUGUCAUGGAUUAAAAGCAACAAAGGGAAGAUUCGACUUUGGACAAACGACCACUGAACUUGAAAUUGAACAACAAGAAGAGAAAUGA
Caenorhabditis briggsae is the source of this 1413-nucleotide messenger RNA. The record is from RefSeq and is a predicted model, not a curated record. Gene Ontology annotation, biological process: phospholipid metabolic process. Lineage: Eukaryota; Metazoa; Nematoda; Chromadorea; Rhabditida; Rhabditidae. Gene Ontology annotation, molecular function: glycerophospholipase activity.